Messenger RNA from Anopheles aquasalis, 1652 nucleotides. RefSeq names its product E3 ubiquitin-protein transferase Katazuke (gene Kaz). NCBI's taxonomy places the organism in Eukaryota, Metazoa, Arthropoda, Insecta, Diptera, Culicidae. Gene Ontology annotation, biological process: proteasome-mediated ubiquitin-dependent protein catabolic process. Gene Ontology annotation, cellular component: GID complex; nucleus; cytoplasm. Gene Ontology annotation, molecular function: ubiquitin protein ligase activity; protein binding. The record is from RefSeq and is a predicted model, not a curated record.
AUCUCCAGAGUAGCUAGUGUACUGGAGUAAAUCCUCAGUGCAGAAGAAGAAGAAGAAGAAGAAGACGGCGAAGAAAAGAGCUUCCUAAAGGAGUCCAAAGUGUAGAAACGGUUUCACAUUUUUUUCUGUGGCAGAAUCAAAACAUCCCGAUCGUUCGAUUUUUUCUGUCUUUCCAAGUGAUUUUUAUCACUUUUGCACAGUUUAGCUCACUUCGGGGAUUAAAUUAACCGUGGCUCCACCUCGAGAAUGUAAAAGCGUUCGUGGCUCCAGCAAAAAAAAAACAGAGGAACCUUCGCCUGUUUCGCACAAAGGAUUGCUGCAGUUCAGCAAGGGGCCAGCAAGUGAAGGGACCACGGAUCAGAAACGCACAGAUUCUUCAUUGAUCUAUCUGGUGGUGUGUGCACGUAGGAAAUGGCCGAAAUUAAAGCCAUGGAACACCCGACACUAAAGGUCCCGUAUGAGAUACUGAACAAGCGCUUCCGUAUUGCUCAGAAAACGCUCGAUCGUGAGCUCAGCCAGAUACAGAACGUGGCGUCCGAGUUGGAGAAGGGCCUGUCGGAAGGUACGGCCAGCUCGGAGAUAUCGCGUCUCCUGGGUGGGGUCGUCGAACGGCUGCAGGUGCUGAAGCGCAAGGCCGAGGAAAGCAUCUCAGAGGAACUGUCCGCCGGAUACGUGUGCAAGCGACGUCUGGAGCACUUGAAGCAAAACUUCAGUCCACCGCUGGAUGCUGCGACGCUGGAGUUGCAGGCCGCCGCGACAAGUCAGUGGAAGAAGAUACGCCUGGAUCGGAUGAUCGUGGAGCACUUUCUGCGGCUGGGAUAUUAUGAUACCGCGGAGCGAUUAGCCGAUCGUAGCGGCAUCCGUGAUCUCACCAACAUCGACAUCUUCCAGGUGACGCGCGAAGUUGAACGGGACCUGGUUAACCGCCGCACUGCCAAGUGCAUUGCCUGGUGUAACGAUAACAAGUCGAAGCUGAAGAAAAUCAACUCGACGAUCGAGUUUCAGCUACGCGUGCAAGAGUUCGUCGAGCUGAUCCGGGAAGACCAUCGGAUGUUAGCGGUGCGCCAUGCGCAAAAGUACUUUCCCGCUUUUGAGCACGAGCAGCUGAAGGAAAUUCGCCAGUACAUGGCGCUGCUGGCGUUCCCGGUGAGCACCGAGGUGGAACCGUAUCGGAAGCUAUUUGAUCCCCAGCGCUGGAACGACCUAGUGCUGCACUUUCGGCUGGAGAACUAUCGUCUCUUUCAGCUACCAUCGCAAUCGGUGCUGAGCGUGGCGGUACAGGCCGGAAUUUCCGCACUCAAGACACCGCAGUGCUACUCGUACACAUCGAAAAAUAUGAACUGCCCCGUGUGCCAGGAGAACGUAAACGAAAUCGCCGAGAAUCUACCCUUCUCACACUGUGCCCAGAGUCGACUGAUUUGCAGAAUAACUGGCAAACCAUUGAACGAACACAAUCUACCAAUGAUGCUGCCAAAUGGGCAGAUCUUUGGCCAGCAGGCGAUCGAACAGAUGCGCCGUGACAAUGAUAUCAUCGUCUGCCCUAAAACCAACGAAUCGUUCCGGGCCCCGAAAAUUGAGAAAGUGUUUGUUAUGUAGUAGCUUUACGUAGACACACUUGUCGGCAAUAUUACCAGCUCUUCUUUUACUACUGA